Messenger RNA from Drosophila biarmipes, 338 nucleotides. RefSeq lists its product as uncharacterized. NCBI's taxonomy places the organism in Eukaryota, Metazoa, Arthropoda, Insecta, Diptera, Drosophilidae. The coding region runs from base 1 to 324 and encodes 107 amino acids. The record is from RefSeq and is a predicted model, not a curated record. The transcript has a single exon.
AUGUCGGCUGCAAAGUUUCGUGUGAGCUGCUCCACCUUGGGCUGGGCAAUGCGAAUGAUCAAAUCGUUCUCAGUGAAUCCCUACUUUGUGUUCCUCGCUCAGUUCCGGAGUAAUCUUCAAAAACGCGGCAUUCACCAGCUGAAACCGACCUCCAUAGUGAAAAUAGCUGGGAGGAAGUGGAGGGAAAUGACGCAUAACCAGAAGUCUGUCUUUAUUGAGAUAGCAAAGAUAAAUGCUGCCAGGAUUAAAAAGCGUGCCCGCCCCAGUGUCUCCGUUGGAGGAGUGAGGCGAUGCCGAAUCAAAAGGGUUCCAAGGAACCACUAACUCAGUAUAUUGGG